Rhipicephalus microplus (southern cattle tick) is the source of this 2157-nucleotide messenger RNA. RefSeq lists its product as uncharacterized. The record is from RefSeq and is a predicted model, not a curated record. Lineage: Eukaryota; Metazoa; Arthropoda; Arachnida; Ixodida; Ixodidae.
AAGGCGACCACGAAACCUUGCAGUCUUGUUCUCCUGGACGGAGCGUCUGUUCCCGAGGGUGUUGCUGCCGUUUUGCAGAAAGGCCCGAAGUACAGCGUGCCGCCUACGAUCCAAGCGCACGAUCUACUCGCGUUAAACAGGAAGUUGGCUUAUAAAGCUGGAGAUGACAGUGAGCGGUGUCUGUUGGACGGUGUUGACAGCAUCAUGAAAACUGCGCGGAAAAGGGACCUUCUACCAAAAGACAGCACACGGCAUGUCGUCUCCUACUUUGAAAGGAACAACCUUCGACUACUACAAGGAGAUAAAGAAGGCGGAUUCGUGGUGAUGUCUGCGACAAUGUACAAGGAAAAGGCCACUGAAGCUUUAUCGAAGAACUUUGUACAGGUGAGCAGCAAAACUUGCAGAGUGAAGACUAAAGCGAUAGCUAUGUGCAACGGGAUGCAGCUUCCUAGGUUAGCCAGUGACAUCAGGAAAUGCAAGAAAGGAACUCUGGACGUAUUCUUCGUGGUGAAGACACACAAGCCACACAUGCCAUUCAGGUGUAUCGUCAGUGAACGCGGUACUUGGUUACAACAAGUUAGCUCUUUUUUAUUUGACCACUUGCGGGGGCUCGAGUUGCGGGACCCAUUCUUAACAAAGAAUUCGACAGAUGUCAUUGCUUUUCUAAAAAAGAAGCAGAAGGAAAUAGGUUUUUUAUUUUCUAUUGAUGUCGAGGAUUUGUUCUACUCUGUACCGCAUACAGAGCUGUUUAAGUCUGUCCGAGAGUGCAUUGAGUGUAAUGGAACUGUUGCAUUUCAGAAUUCUGUGGGCAUUAGUGUGGACAAGUUUAUGUCGCUCCUCGAGUUUUACCUUCGGGCGACGGUUGUUUCCUUUGACUCAGGCUUGUUUGUUCAAAAGAAAGGGAUAUGCAUUGGAUCUUGCGUUGCCCCUGUGCUGUGUAAUAUUUUUUUAUCUUCCAUUGACCGGGAUUUAGAAUCCACGUUUGACAAAGGCACUGUCCUGCAAAUUUUUAGAUACGUGGAUGACUUUUUGGUAGUUUUAGCAGCUGAUUUUAAUCUGACUUAUGACAACACCGUACAAAGCGUAUUAUGCUAUUUUAAAAACCUAGGGAAAGGCCUGAGUUUUACGCAUGAGGUGCCGCUGAACAAUAGCCUCCAAUUUUUAGACAUAAACAUUAGAUGUUGUGAUGGAAACGUGUGUUGGAUGUAUUCGCCAAGAGCAAAGAAAGAGCUGUUACCGUAUAACUCUUCACACUCUAAAACGGUAAAGAGGGCCAUCGGUUCUCUUUGCCUUGAAUCUGCCCUGACAAAGUCAUGUGAGCACAUGCUUGAGACGAGCUUCACCGCCCAGAUAGAGAGACUAAAAAACGCUGGCUUUCCCAGUUCUGUUUUGUCAGCUGUUGCUGAAACGUUACUACAAAAAAUGAAAGGAAAAAAGAAAACCAAACAGACAGGUCCAGAGCAGAGGAUACCACAGGUGUUGCCCUAUACGCACCGUGUAGCGCAUGGCUUGAAAAAAGUGGCGUUCAGGUUUGGAGUGUCCGUGGUAUUUUCCGCACCAAGGAAAUUGGGUGGUUUGUGUGCACGCAUCGGGAAAAAGAAGAAGUUUCAGUGUGAGGCGAAGCAUGGGAAGGUUUUUGUGAAGUGUGUUGUUGGCGUGGUGUAUGCAAUUCCAUUGACGUGCGGGAUGUUAUACAUAGGCCAAACAGGGCGUUGUGUGAAUUUUAGGGCCUGGGAACAUUUCAAAUCACUUGAGAAAGGCACAGGCUCCAAUCUAGCCCUUCAUUGUAAACAGUGCAAUUGUAAGCCACUGCUGAACGAAAUCAAGAUUUUAGGCAAAAGCCAUGAAAAAUUGGCACGGGAAAUUUUGGAAGCUUUUCAUAUUGCAAAGAGUGGUGAAGCAUGCUGCAGCGAUAGCUCCGUGACACUGCGCAGGAAGGAAAACACGUUCCUAGAAUCUUGUUUGUAAUCUGUAGCGAUUAGUAGAGCGAAAAAAGCUUUGAAUGAUUAUGAGUCAGUUUAUUACUUUGGGCAAUUUUUGGUUAUUUUUUAAAGAGCACUUAGCUUCACCAUGUGACCGUAUGAGUAUAUAUACUUGAGCCACGCAUAUGUGAAUAAACAGUUGGUAGUCUGGCCUCUUUCCUGUCUCCUUCUUCGU